AUGGACUCAUCGACUUCGGAGGGUCUGCCCCACGAUAACUUGCAGGCGCAGGCGAUCGGCCUGAUCUUCGGCUUUCCUGCCGCUGCGACGGUCGUGGUGCUGCUGCGUGUGUAUAUCCGGGUCUGGAUGCGCUCGUUUGCUGCUGAUGACUGGGUUAUUUGCGCUGCACUGGCGCUGUACUGGGCAGAGACCGUCACUUCAUACUACACAAUCAAACUACAAUACAUCGGGUACCACGUCUGGGAUAUCCCAAAAGACUACAACGCCAGCCUCGCAGCCAAAUACUCCUACGCAACAGAACUCCUGUACAACCCCAUCCUCGCCCUAAUCAAAGCCUCCAUCCUGCUCUUCCUCCUCCGCCUCACCGGCCAGAAAGUCGCCGUCCGCCGCACAAUAUGGGGCCUCAUGGUGCUUAACGCCGUAGCGGCGGUGGCUACGUUUCUAGUUACCGUCUUCAACUGCGUCCCCGUCGCGUCGCACUGGAAUCCAGAUGCGUAUCCGGAUAAGAAGUGCGUCAACUUUGCAGACUUUGUCACGGGCACGGCGUCGGUGGCUAUCUUUACGGAUUUUCUCGUACUGCUACUUCCGACGUGGAUUGUGUAUAAUCUGCAUAUUGCGAGAAAGCAGAAGAUUAUGCUUGUUGGGAUUUUGUCGUUUGGUUUGAUGUACUCCCACUCCACCAACCAACACUACAAAGAAGAUUGGAAUGCUAAUGAGAAUGGAUUUGGUAGAACCGUCCUAGCAGGAAUAAUCCGCGUCAUCCUGCUCGACAAAUUCGACCGCAACAUCCCCCCCGACUCCAGCUACAGCGUGCUCUUCUGCAUCUCCACAAUCGAAGUCGGACUCGCCUUUGUAGCUGCCUGCGCGCCGGCCCUGAAGCCCGUCUUCGUGCGGCUCGUCCCGAAACUAUUCAGCACGACUAGUCGCAGUGGGAGGUAUAACCGGGGUGCUGGGGGUGCACCUUAUGAGUAUGGGUACGGGUAUGAUCUUGACCAUGUGUCGAGGUCGCGCAAGACACAAGGGGGGAAUACGACGUCUGUGCUGGGUGGGGAUGAGGAAGGGGGUGGUUCUGCGGCGUAUGGGAGUAAGGCAGGAUCGAAAAGGAAGAAUGGGAUUAUGAUGACGACCGAGACUGAAGUCAAAUGGGAUGAUUCGCCGGGGACGGUGAAUGACAGGACGGUGAAUGAUAGUAGUACAGAGAGUCUGGUGCAGCCGCGGAGGUAG
This is a messenger RNA of Aspergillus puulaauensis, 1224 nucleotides long. RefSeq lists its product as uncharacterized. The record is from RefSeq and is a predicted model, not a curated record. Bases 1 to 1224 code for a protein of 407 amino acids. NCBI's taxonomy places the organism in Eukaryota, Fungi, Ascomycota, Eurotiomycetes, Eurotiales, Aspergillaceae. The transcript is spliced from 5 exons.